Molecule: messenger RNA, 1576 nt
Organism: Sander lucioperca (pikeperch)
Lineage: Eukaryota; Metazoa; Chordata; Actinopteri; Perciformes; Percidae
Gene: prelid1a
Product: PRELI domain containing 1a
Exons: 6
Coding region: 161-793 (210 amino acids)
Biological process (GO): phospholipid transport
Cellular component (GO): mitochondrial intermembrane space
Molecular function (GO): phosphatidic acid transfer activity
Source: RefSeq, a predicted model, not a curated record
CACCUACCGGAUGUGUCGUCGAUGUUUGACCUUAUCACGUUUGACAGACUGUCGGUGGCUUGCUGCCAUGGUGGCUGCACGGUGAAAUUAAUCCCGACAGGAGUAUAACAUGAAAAUACUUUUCUUUUGAAUGGUCUUGCCAAAGUAAACGCAGGAAACAAUGGUGAAGUAUUUCUGCUGCGGAGGUUUGCUCAAAAGCAACUGGGACCAAGUUUGUGUUGCUUUCUGGCAACGAUAUCCCAACCCUUACAGUAACCAUGUUUUGACUGAAGAUAUCAUUUUCCGAGAGGUUACUCCAACCAACUGCCUCAUUUCUAGACGUCUCUUGACCAAAACGAGCCGAGCGCCUCGCUGGAUGGAGCGGUACCUUCCAAAGCACAUGGCCAGCUCGGCAUACAUCAUUGAGGACUCUAUUGUGGACCCUCAGAAAAGGACCAUGACCACACUCACAUGGAACAUCAGCCACGCUCGCCUCAUGUCCGUGGAAGAGCGGUGCGAGUACCAAAUUAACCCUGACAAUAGCAGCUGGACACAGAUAAAAAGAGAAGCUUGGAUCUCUUCCAAUAUCUAUGGGCUCUCCAGAGCUAUUCAGGAAUUUGGUCUUGCAAGGUUCAAGACCAGUGUUACAAAGACCAUGAAGGGCUUUGAAUAUGUGCUGGCCAAAAUGCAAGGUGAAACUCCGUCAAGAACCUUAGCGGAAACUGCUACGGAGCGAGCAAGAGAGACGGCACUGGCAGCUAAGGAGAAAGCCAAAGACCUCGCCUCACAGGCCCACAAGAAACAAUAUGUGUGAUGAGCUGAUGAUGAUAGAACACUAAUACUGUGACAGAUUUAUCUUUAACACCCCAGACAAACUGAUCCCGGUCAUGGGUUAGACACCGUACCUCUAUGAGGAAGCUGCCAACUCAAAUGGUGGGUGGACCAUACAAGGCCUGAGCUGGGUUCAAGAGCCUGUUCCAACCUCCUACAAUAUAUUGUACCUUUGAUACUAGAUCGUCUCAGUAUUUACCAUGGAUAGAGUUCUUAGAGGAAUGUUUGAAUAUGGCUCUGAGUGCCAUAAAAUAAUAAUAGAUACUGUUCCUCCGACCUUUGUGCCCAUGAACGUUUACUUUUUACUCUGUUCCUUUCAGUAUGUCAUGUUCUGUAAUAGCUUUGUAUUAUGAACCGCUUAGAUUAGCAUACCAAAUAAGUAUCUGAUUAAUGCAAAUCCAUGUUUAUGAUUUACUGCAGUUGUAUGUUUUGUCACAAAUAAGUGUUAUCGUUUAGUUCAUUUCACCCAACCACACCUUAAUCAUCCUACCAAGACGGAUUGCUUCAAGUUGAAGUUCAUUGACUGAAGAAAGGUCCAUAUUGUUGACGGUCAUAGCUUGAUAAGAAAUACUUAGCAGUAAGAUGUGGUUGCAACGGACAUCAGUGUCUUCACCUAAAUUUAAAAUGCAUGUACACAGGCAAAAAUGUUACCAUGUCUAGUACAUUCAGCUUAGGUCUGAUGAUACAACCCAUGCAACAGUGUGCUCUUACUAUAUCAAUUCAAUAUCAGCUUGUCAAUAAAUGGAGCAUUCCUUUGUAACCAUCA